AUGCUCACCCGCACGCUCCGCCUACCAAUUCCGCGCGCGCCGCUACCACCGCCUCUCGGGGCUGACCGCUUUGCGCCUGCGCGAGCCGAGGCACGAAGCGCGGAGGGAUCGGACGGUGGGAGAAAGAAAGGCGGCCGAGAUGGUGGGAGUGGAGAAAUUGCGGCGCCGUCUCUGUCCAAUCAGCGGACAACACGUGCGAAUGGGGGAGAGAACGGCGGAGGGCGGAAGAGCCGGAGUGGCAGAAGGGAGAGCGGAAAGUCGGCGGCGGAGGAAGCGGAGAGCGCUGCUGGCAGCAGCGGGGCCGUGACGGACUCAAUGCGGCGCAACGCGCUGGCGACGGCGGACGCGCUGCGCAGCAAGAGCCGGCGCGCCAAGAGAUGGCUCGGACAGGUGCGGCGGGGGGAGCAGGGGAGGCGUGGGGGGGAGCAGGCGAGGUGGGAAGCGGGGGAAAGGGCGUGCAUGGCGGGAGAGGCAGUGCAUGGCGGGUUACAAGCGGUGAUGGCAUGGCAUGUGCGGGGAGAGUGUGAGCAGUGUGGUGGGGCCUGGCGGAGGCAGUGUGGUGGGGCCUGGCGGAGGCACGCUCGCCCUGUGUGGCACAGCGUGCACUAUCUGCUGCGGGACGACAUCAGCGCGGCCACGGUGGCGGCAGCGGGAGUGGUGGCGGGCGACGUGGUGGUGGAGGUGGGGCCGGGCACGGGCGCUCUCACCGCCGCACUCGUGGCUGCCGGGGCGCAUGUGAUUGCUGUGGAGAAGGUGCGAGGGGAGGAGAAGGUGCGAGGGGAGGAGAAGGGGAGUGAGAGGCGGGGAGGCGGGGAGGCGGGGAGAAGGGUGGUCAUUCCACUCCUUCGUCUCUCUGCUGCUCGUCCCCACAUCUCCCCCCACCGCCGAUUCUCUCUCCCUCCUCAACUGCUUGUGUUCUCCCUGCCAUCAUUCAUCUCCCUGCCAUCGUUCAUCUCCCUUCCAUCGUUCAUCUCCCUGCCAUCGUUCAUCUCCCUGCCAUCAUUCAUCUCCCUGCCAUCAUUCAUCUCCCUGCCAUCAUUCAUCUCCCUGCCAUCAUUCAUCUCCCUGCCAUCAUUCAUCUCCCUGCCAUCAUUCAUCUCCCUGCCAUCAUUCAUCUCCCUGCCAUCAUUCAUCUCCCUCCCAUCGUUCAUCUCCCUGCCAUCAUUCAUCUCCCUGCCAUCAUUCAUCUCCCUGCCAUCAUUCAUCUCCCUGCCAUCAUUCAUCUCCCUGCCAUCAUUCAUCUCCCUGCCAUCAUUCAUCUCCCUCCCAUCGUUCAUCUCCCUCCCAUCGCUGCCAUGUUUUCAUUUGCCCUGUCAAGUCGCUUCGCUUGCCCCAUGUGUCUCUGACAUUCCUCAUGCCCAUCACAUCCACCCACCGCACUGCACCGCUCAGGACCCUGACAUGGUGCAGCUGGUGCGGGAGCGCUUCGCCCAGUGCCCACAAGUCGAGCGUGGGGUGGCUGGCGGUAUUGUGUGCCGUGGGGUGACCUGGCCGUGUGAUGCUGCUCUGCACCUUGCUACCCACCAAUGGCUGGGCUGGUUGCUUGCCGGCCAGAGCUGGAGUGCAUGUGUCACGAGGGGGGGAGCUGGGGAGGUGCACUCACCCACCCACCUCAGGCUCACGCCUCCUGACCGGCAGCAGGUGCCCGGCAGCUAUGGGCCAUGGGUCAGCCGCUGGUUGCAGCGAUGGGCCAUGGGUCAGCCGCUGGUUGCAGCGAUGGGCCAUGGGUCAGCCGCUGGUUGCAGCGAUGGGCCAUGGAUAUCAUGUGUUGUGUUGGGCUGUGUUGGCCUCGCAUGUGUCGUGCCCAGCUGCUUUAUGUGCCUCCCCUUGCCAUCGCUCAUCCCUUUGGCCUGCACUGCUUGCCCUGUGCUCGUCCCUCUCCUUGCCCACCCUCGUCCUCUCCUCUUGUCUGCAUGCCCUGUGCCACGCCCACCACGCCAGGUGGUGCACGCGGACAUCCUCAAGUGGCCCGUGCACGCCUUCCUGCCUGCUCGCCUGCACCGCCUCACAGGCACGGCAGGGGGUGACGCACAGACGCUGGGAGGGGCGGAGGGAAGGGCAGCACAAGGCCAAGGGGCGUUGGCGAGUGGCGGGGCAGAAGCACGCACGAGUGGGAUGGAGGGUGUGGUGGGCGAACCGCCGGUGCCUCUUGCUGCUGCAUGCCCUGCUGCGGCUCCCACAGCUGACGCUGCGGCGAGCAGAGGCAGCGAGGGGAGUGGAGGCAGCAGUGCCGUGCGCGCCAAGGUGGUGACGAACCUGCCCUUCAACAUCACCACGGACUUCCUGCGCCUCUUCCUGCCCCUUGGCCACCUCGUCUCCACCGUCGUCUGCAUGCUGCAGGAUGACGCGGCACAGCGGCUGGUGGAUGCCACACCGGCAGCGUCGCAGUACCGACCGAUGAGUGUGUUGGUGCAGUACUAUGCGGAUCCCACCUAUCAGUUCUUCGUCAGCCGUCGCAGCUUCCUACCCCCACCCAAUGUUGAUGCAGCAGUCGUGUCAUUCGCCCUCAAGCCACCAAUGGAACGAGUCCAUGUGGCAUCGCCCACCCAGUUCUUCCACAUGGUGAACAGGGCGUUCCAGGCGAAGCGCAAGAUGCUGCGGGCGUCGCUGCAGCCGUCCUACUCGUCACAGCAGGUGUCCGCUGCUCUGGAGGCGCUCUCGCUGCCCGCCACUGUGAGCCACGUGGUGCCGUUAGAGGGGCUCAGGGGGGAGGUGCAGUGCACACGGGGAGGUGCAGUGCACACGGGGAGGUGCAGUGGGUGGUGUGCUGACAGGGAUGCAGCAGGUAAGCUUUGGUAG
Molecule: messenger RNA, 2799 nt
Organism: Closterium sp. NIES-65
Lineage: Eukaryota; Viridiplantae; Streptophyta; Zygnematophyceae; Desmidiales; Closteriaceae
Source: the annotation of a GenBank genome assembly